Fimicolochytrium jonesii is the source of this 1423-nucleotide messenger RNA. Its product is annotated as Rho GTPase activation protein. Gene Ontology annotation, cellular component: cytoplasm. The record is from RefSeq and is a predicted model, not a curated record. NCBI's taxonomy places the organism in Eukaryota, Fungi, Chytridiomycota, Chytridiomycetes, Spizellomycetales, Powellomycetaceae. The coding region runs from base 179 to 1369 and encodes 396 amino acids. Gene Ontology annotation, biological process: signal transduction; regulation of GTPase activity. The transcript has 5 exons.
UACGUUGUCAAGUGCAUCAUCGGUUCUUCUGCUUCAUUUGUGUAUCACUUGUGUCAAAACCUCUGUCAACAGCAAAAGCUCUGUCAACAACAAAAGGUUCUCCUCCUAUUACCGCUUGUAAAGCGGCGGUUGGCAUUCCGACUUCCUCGCCGGGCUACUUUUCAGGUUCUUUCAACUAAUGUCGUCGCAAACUCCUCCGAGCCCGAGGGCAUAUCGGUCCCUGCCUCGGCCGCCACGGUCGUCCCCGUCGAUCAGCCUAAGAUCAGAAGGCGCAGACGACACCUUUCGGCUUCCACGCCGACCUGUGGAAACAAAGUUCCGCAGGAGCGACGAAACACCAAACCGAGAUACUCAGUCUGAGUCAAACGUUGCAAGAUCCGGGACCAAUAUCGAAGGUUCACCGUCCCCAUCAGGGGAUUGGUGGGGAGGCAUUUCGAAAUGGACGUUGGGAAGGUUGAAAGGGAGACGAGACGGGAAGACGAACGGGGGCGCGGUUUCGUCGGAGGAUGUUAGUGAACAUAGCGCAGACGACAGCACCGGCAGCACCCCCGAAAACAGGCCCACGCACCUUGCACCUCCAUCACAAAACUCCUACGGGCCGAGAUCCGCAUCGUUAGAACUCAUCCGAGUGUUUGGAGUGCCACUGCCUUUGGUGUUGGAGCGGGAAUCGGAACGGACUGCGCGGGCGCAUCUCCAAUCCGAGUUCGUGAUACCAAGACGAGAACGGGAUCCGUACGCUCACGCUGUUCCGUUGGUUGUGAGGGCGUGCGCGGCAUGGCUGGAAAACACAUCAAUAACAAAAGAAGGCCUGUACCGUGUCCCAGGCUCCCUCCGGCGCGUCGCAGCAUACCAAGAACAAAUCGACACUGGAACCUUCGAUUACAUCUUCCCAGCGCACGAGUCGCCACAUACCGUCGCCUCUCUCCUCAAAAAGUUCAUCUCGUCUAUACCCGGUGGGAUAUGGGGCGGUGGCGACGUGCAGAUACGUCUGAAGGACGCUGUCAAACGCCUAACACCAUCAGAAUACCUAAUCUGCCUCACCCACACCCUCCCCACCCCCUUCCACUUCUCCCUCCUCCGCUACAUCACCCGUCACUUCAACCGCAUCCAACGCCACGCCGACGAAAACAAAAUGACGGCCGAAAACCUCGCCAUCUCUAUCUUCCCCGGCAUGGACUCGGUCGCUGAGUUUUUGAUUACGAAUUGGGAUAGCAUCUUUUCCGAUCAGCCGCUUCCGCAGCAGCAGAGGACGAGGAGCGAUACGGGGAUGGAAGCGGCGGGGUCGGUGGCAGCACGUGGAAGUGAUGGGGAAGAACGGCCGACUAGCAUCAAAAAGGCAGAAAGCGUCGCCGCAUUGGCUGCUGAAUGAAGAUACCGGAUUUAAGAUUGUGGAAAAGUGCAGAUACGCGGCGCAGUUAGAUGG